Molecule: messenger RNA, 961 nt
Organism: Rattus rattus (black rat)
Lineage: Eukaryota; Metazoa; Chordata; Mammalia; Rodentia; Muridae
Gene: Ethe1
Product: ETHE1 persulfide dioxygenase
Exons: 7
Coding region: 48-812 (254 amino acids)
Biological process (GO): hydrogen sulfide metabolic process; glutathione metabolic process
Molecular function (GO): sulfur dioxygenase activity
Source: RefSeq, a predicted model, not a curated record
CUGGCGGGGCCGGCUGCUGGGCUCAGUGUGGAGUGGGCUCUGGCACCAUGGCGAGCACGGCCGUCAGAGUCGCCGGGCGGCGGCUGAGCCAGCAAAGCGCAUCCGGAGCGCCGGUCCUCCUGCGUCAGAUGUUUGAGCCCAAGAGCUGCACCUACACCUACCUGCUGGGUGACCGGGACUCCCGAGAGGCGGUCCUGAUCGACCCUGUUCUGGAGACAGCGCACCGGGAUGCUCAGCUGAUUAAGGAGCUGGGGCUGAAGCUGCUCUAUGCGGUGAACACCCACUGCCAUGCUGACCACAUCACGGGCUCAGGGGUUCUCCGAUCCCUCCUCCCGGGCUGUCAGUCCGUCAUCUCUCGCCUCAGCGGAGCUCAGGCUGAUUUGCAUAUCGGGGAAGGUGAUUCCAUCCCCUUUGGACGCUUUGCUUUGGAGACUCGGGCCAGCCCUGGCCACACCCCGGGCUGUGUCACCUUUGUCCUGAAUGACCAGAGCAUGGCUUUCACUGGAGAUGCCCUACUGAUCCGAGGGUGUGGACGGACAGACUUCCAACAAGGUUGCGCGAAGACUUUGUACCACUCAGUGCACGAGAAGAUCUUCACACUUCCAGACAACUGUCUAAUCUACCCAGCUCAUGAUUACCACGGGCUCACAGUUUCUACUGUGGAGGAGGAACGGACUCUGAACCCACGGCUCACUCUCAGCUGUGAGGAGUUUAUCAAGGUCAUGGACAACCUGAACUUGCCCAAGCCACAUCAGAUAGACAUUGCCGUUCCUGCAAAUAUGCGCUGUGGGGUCCAGACUCCACCUUCCUGAUUCAUCCCAGCCAGCUGCUCACAUCCGUUAAGAAGGCACUAGGUGGGGUGAGGGGAGGGGUGUCACCCCAGGGCCUCUCUCCUCUCCUACCCCUACUCUCACCAGCUACUUCAGCUUCUUAAAUAAAGUUUACUUUGAUUUUGCCAUGA